Diospyros lotus (date-plum) is the source of this 2032-nucleotide messenger RNA. RefSeq lists its product as uncharacterized. The record is from RefSeq and is a predicted model, not a curated record. Lineage: Eukaryota; Viridiplantae; Streptophyta; Magnoliopsida; Ericales; Ebenaceae. Bases 260 to 1687 code for a protein of 475 amino acids. The transcript has 9 exons. Gene Ontology annotation, molecular function: protein binding.
UAUAGAGUGUCUGUCAUAUAUAUAUAUAUAUAUUAGGGUUUCGGAAAACUCUCGUCUCUGUAGUGAGAACGAUCCGACCUUCUAUUGCUAUUCUUUCGUAGCUCUGAAGAAUCUCAACUCAUCAAUCUGUAGUUUUCUCAUAUCUGCCUGGUUAGGGCUGAAUUAGGAAGAAAAGUUUGUGGAAGAGGAAGAUGAUGUGUGUUUUGAGGGGGAAAAUUUGCUGAGAGUUUGAUCUAUCUUGCUUGGGUUUGGGAGAGAGAUGGAAGUGGGGAGGAGGAUAUCGGCCAGCCCACGCGGUGGGUUGAGGAGGCGAGUCUUGGCGAAUAAGCGGCCUCGAGGAACUGAUGGAUUGAUGAACAGCGUGAAGAAGCUUCAGAGGAGAGAGAUUUCUUCUAAGCGUCACCGUUGCUUUUCCAUGACCAAUGGUCAGGAGAGGUUUCGCAACAUGCAUUUGACGGUGGAAUAUGAUACUCAUGAUCCGAAGGGCCAUUGUUCACUAGUUCUGCCUUUCUUGAUGAAGAGGACAAAAGUUAUUGAGAUAGUUGCAGCACAUGAUAUUGUCUUUGCUCUUGCGCAUUCUGGUGUUUGUGCAGCCUUUAGUAGAGUGACAAGCCGGAGGAUAUGUUUCUUGAAUGUUAGUCCUGAUGAAGUCAUUCGAAGCUUGUUUUACAACAAGAAUAACGACUCACUCAUAACAGUUUCAGUUUAUGCGUCAGAUAAUUUUAGCUCAUUGAAAUGCAGAUCCACGAGGAUUGAAUAUAUACAGAGGGGUAAACCAGAUUCAGGGUUCCCUCUCUUUGAAUCUGAGUCUUUGAAGUGGCCUGGUUUUGUGGAAUUUGAUGAUGUUAACGGAAAGGUGCUUACAUAUUCUGCACAGGAUAGUAUAUACAAGGUGUUUGACCUAAAAAACUAUACAAUGUUGUACUCUAUAUCAGACAAACAUAUACAAGAAAUCAAGAUCAGCCCAGGUAUCAUGCUACUGAUUUUCAAUAGAGCUCAAAGCCAUGUUCCUUUGAAGAUACUAUCAAUAGAAGAUGGCACAGUCCUAAAAGAGUUCAAUCAUUUACUUCAUCGCAACAAGAAGGUUGACUUCAUAGAACAAUUCAAUGAAAAGCUUCUCAUCAAGCAAGAGAAUGAGAAUCUCCAGAUUCUAGAUGUUCGCAAUGCUGAACUUAAAGAAGUUAGCAGGACUGAGUUCAUGACUCCAUCUGCAUUUAUCUUUCUCUAUGAGAACCAACUGUUCCUGACAUUUAGAAACCGAACUGUUGCUGUUUGGAACUUCUGUGGGGAGCUUGUCACUUCAUUUGAAGAUCACCUGUUGUGGAAUCCGGACUGCAAUACCAAUAACAUCUAUAUUACAAGUGAUCAGGAUCUUAUUAUUUCUUACUGCAAGGCUGAUUCUGAUGAUCAUUGGAGUAAAGGAAAUGCUGGCUCCAUCAAUAUCAGCAAUAUCAUGACAGGGAAAUGUCUGGCUAAAAUUAAUGCUGCAAAUAGCAGUCUGCAACUCGACGAGGGCAACAGUAGUAGUAGCAGCAGCAGGUCAAAGAAGCCCCAUCGCCCUUAUGAUCAGAUGAGAAACACAGUUGCAGAGGCACUGGAAGAUAUUACCGCACUUUUCUAUGACGAAGAACGAAAUGAGAUCUAUACCGGCAACCGGCAUGGCUUGGUUCAUGUGUGGUCUAACUGAAUGUCCGUCCUGCAGCAUCUGUUACAUACAUUGGUGAGAAGAAUCAUUUCAUCAUGCCAGGCUGCUCUGCUCUGCCCCUACCUCUACCUCUACCUCUACCUCUACCUCAGAUGAUAAGUUUUUUGCAUGUAACACUCUUUUAAUAGAAGUGCUUUGAUUUGUUUUUGUCUCGUCUUUGGGCUUUCCAUUUUCCUUGUGUAGAUUGCAUAUUUGGGAUAUUCAGGCGGUAUGGCUGAGAGAAUCAAAGCUUUUUGGGCAUCAUCUUCCAUGACCCAAAACUUCUAUGUAUAUACAUUAUUUUGAUACAUACAGAAAUGCACUUAUUUUGUUCUAUUGAUCCUAAAA